Molecule: messenger RNA, 3091 nt
Organism: Alligator sinensis (Chinese alligator)
Lineage: Eukaryota; Metazoa; Chordata; Crocodylia; Alligatoridae
Gene: ITGA5
Product: integrin subunit alpha 5
Exons: 24
Biological process (GO): cell-matrix adhesion; cell-cell adhesion; cell adhesion mediated by integrin
Cellular component (GO): integrin complex; external side of plasma membrane
Molecular function (GO): integrin binding
Source: RefSeq, a predicted model, not a curated record
UGCCCCUGGGUACCCCACUCCGGCUCUGAGUGCUGUGCCCCCCCAGGCCAGGUGAUCUCGGCCACGCAGGAGCAGAUCCGCAAUGCCUACUACCCCGAGUACUUCAUCCUGGAGGUGACUGGGCAGCUGCAGACACGCCAGGCGGCCGGCACCUAUGACGACAGCUACCUGGGGUACUCGGUGGCUGUGGGUGAGUUCAGUGGAGACUCCAACGAAGACUUCGUGGCCGGCGUGCCCAAGGGGAACCUCACCUAUGGCUAUGUCACAAUCCUGAACGGCUCCGACAUCCGGUCCCUGUACAACUUCUCCGGGGAGCAGAUGGCGGCAUAUUUUGGCUAUGCCGUGGCUGCCACCGAUGUCAACAGUGACGGGUGAGUGUCCCUCUUACCCCCCAUCCCUGCAUGGGCCUGGCUAGCUAUGGGAGCACUGGACUGGCUGCCCCCUUGCCAGGAGGAGGUCGGCCGGGUCUACCUGUACCUGCAGCAGGCACACGGCAUGGAGCCACAGCCCCACGCCGUGCUCACCGGGACCCAGGAGUUUGGGCGCUUCGGCAGUGCCAUCGCCCCCCUGGGGGACCUCGACCAGGACGGCUACAACGACGUGGGCGUGGGGGCGCCAUUCGGAGGCGAGGCCCAGCAGGGCGUAGUCUUCAUCUACAACGGGCAGCCAGGGGGGCUGCGCCCGGAGCCCUCCCAGACACUGAAGGGCCUGUGGCCCCCUGGCCGCACCCCCGACUUUUUUGGCUUCUCCCUGCGCGGCACCAAGGACCUGGACAGCAAUGGAUACCCAGACCUCAUCGUGGGCGCCUUUGGCGUGGACACAGCCGUCGUAUACAGGUCCACCCCCCAUGUCUACGCCAUCGCCUCCCUCAGCAUCUACCCCACCAUGUUCAACCCUGAGGAGCGAACCUGCACCCUGGAGGGCACCGACACCCAUGUGGCCUGCAUCAACCUGAGCUUCUGCCUCAACGCCUCAGGGAAACACGUGCCUGACCUCAUCGGCUUCACGGUGCAGCUGCUGCUGGACUGGCUGAAGCAGAAAGGGGCGGUGAAGCGGGCGCUCUUCCUCCGCACCCGCCAGCCCGUCCUAGACGUGCCCCUGCAGGUGCCCAAUGGUGCUGUCGACACCUGUCGCGAGAUGAAGAUCUACCUGCGGAACGAGUCGGAGUUCAGGGACAAGCUGUCGCCCAUCCAUGUGGCGCUGACCUUCCGCCUGGACCCCCACGCUGCCCCUGAUGCCCACGGGCUGCAGCCCAUCCUCCACUACCUGGCCCGUGACCGCAUCGAGCAGAAGGCUCAGAUCCAGCUGGACUGUGGGGAGGAUAACAUUUGCGUGCCUGACCUGCAGCUGGAUGUCUUCGGGGAGCAGCGGGUCGUGUACCUGGGGGACAAGAACGCACUGAACUUGACCUUCCAUGCCCGCAACCGCGGCGAGGGCGGCGCCUACGAGGCCGAGCUGUGUGUCACACUGCCCCCCGAGGCUGAGUACUCGGGCAUCAUCCGCGACCAUGCGAACUUCACCAGCCUGAGCUGCGGAUAUGAGUUGCAGAACGGGACCCGGCUGGUGGUGUGUGACCUGGGCAACCCCAUGAAGGCCGGUGCCAGCCUGUGGGGCGGACUGCGCUUCACCGUGCCCCACCUCCGCGACACCCGCUCUACCGUCCAGUUUGACUUCCAGAUCCGCAGCAAGAACCAGAACAACUCCCAGAGCGAACUGGUCGAGUUCUCACUACAGGUCCGUGCUGCUGCCCGCGUCUCCACCCACGGGGUGUCCAAGCCUGAGGCCGUGACCUUCUUCGUGGCUGGUGGGCAGCCAGGACGAGAGCCCCAGAGGGAGCAGGACGUGGGGCCUGAGGUGCAGCAUGUCUAUGAGCUGGUGAACGAGGGGCCCAGCACUAUCAGCCAAGGCACCCUGGAGUUGAGCUGCCCCCUGAGCUACCAGGGGCGCCAGGUGCUGUACGUCACACGCUACGUGGCACCCGGCAACUGCACCUCCAGCCACCCCAUCAACUCCCUGCAGCUCCAGCUGGAGCAGAGCCCAGCACCUCCCAGCCUGGAGCAGCAUUUCCUGCAGCGCCGGGACACACGUGGCGGGGGGACUCCCGGUGCCCCCCACCCCCUGCGGUGCUCUGAGGCGGAGUGCUUCCAGCUCCAUUGCCAGGUGGGGGUGUUGCAGCGGCAGCAGCGCGUCACCCUGCGUCUGCACUUCCGGCUUUGGGCCAACACCUUCCACCAGAAGGAAGGCCAGCCGACAGCGCUGCAGUGCGAAGCCGCCUACCAAGUGCUGCACAUGCCCUACCGCAUCUUGCCCCAGCACUACCCAAGUGCCGCGCUCAAGGUGUCGACAAUGUUGCAGUGGGCCAAGGCGGAGAGCAGCCCCAGCGUCCCGCUGUGGAUCAUCGUGCUGGCUGUCCUCUUCGGGCUGCUGCUGCUGGCACUGCUCAUCUAUGGGCUGUACAAGGUCGGGUUCUUCAAGCGCUCCCUGCCCUACGGCACGGCCAUGGAGAAGGCGCAGCUCAAGCCACAGGCGGCCUCGGAGGCCUAGCGAGGCCUGGGCCUCGCCUGUCGCCCCGGCCCGUCCAUCCAUCGAACCGUCCUGUUGGCGCCACAGGAAAGGGGCACACACCUGCCGCCAGGCCCCGGGCCCACCUGACGUGAGGGCUGUGACGGCACCACCUCCAGGCCGCCCCGGGCCGGGCCAACGGGUCACCUGCCGAGCCAUACUUGAAGAGGCUGCACGGGGCGCGGACCGGGCUGGAGACGCAGCUCAGGAACCUGCACCUGGCAUCAGCCCCCGGACCCCCUCGGCGGGCACGGGUGGCACCGGGUCAGGGACCCAUGGCAUGGACGUGUCUUCAAGUGCAAUAGACCCCCAGCCCACGUGGUGCUGCCCGGGGAGUCCCCGGGCCCCGCAUCCCCCUGCCCUUUCCCCCGUGGUGCUGGGCAUCGGGACUCCAUGCAGACAUGGCAGCUACUGCUUGGGUGCGUGCCCUGCUGCUGCUGCCAGGACACUAGACCCUGCCUGCCUGGGCUGUGGGCAAUGCCUGGGCAGGGGCAUGGGGCUGGCACCACUCCUAAGAGGCCUAAAUUGC